AUGGCUCUGGGGCAGGAAGGGUUAAACCGCGACCAAACCCAACUUCUGUGGCGCGCUGGGAGCUGUCCCCCCCAGUCCUUCAGCGAGUUGCUGGGAGCUUCUCUGUUGUUGAUGCUGAAAACUUACCUUAGUGAAGAUGUAUUUCAACAUGCGAUUGUUCUUUACCUACAUAAUCAUAGCUAUGCAUCCAUUCACAGUGAUGAUCUGUGGGAUAGUUUUAAUGAGGUCUCAAACAAAACACUAGACGUAAGGAAAAUGAUGAAAACCUGGACCCUGCAGAAAGGAUUUCCUUUAGUGACUGUUCAAAGAAAAGGAAAGGAACUUCUGGUGCAACAAGAAAGAUUUUCUUUAAAUACGAAGCCUGAAAUUCAGCCUUCAGAUGCAAGCUCUCUGUGGCAUAUUCCACUAUCCUAUGUCACUGAUGAAGGAAAUUAUUCAAAGUAUCGAUCAGUAUCAUUACUGGACAAGAAAUCAGUUGUCAUCAAUCUCACAGAAGAAGUGAAGUGGAUCAAGGUCAAUACAGACAUGACUGGCUAUUAUAUUGUACAUUAUGCAGACAACAACUGGGAAGCACUGAUCAAACAGUUGAAAAUAAAUCCUUAUGUCCUGAGUGACAAAGAUCGAGCCAACCUCAUCAACAACAUCUUUGAACUUGCAGGCCUAGGCAAGGUGCCUCUUCAGAGAGCUUUUGAUUUGAUUGAUUAUCUUAGAAAUGAGACCUCUACUGCACCCAUCACGGAAGCCCUGUUCCAGACGGAACUCAUCUAUAACCUUGAAGAACUGGGGCACAUGGAUCUGGCCUCAAGACUGGUGAACAAGGUAUUUAAAUUGCUUCAAAGCCAAAUCCAACAGCAGACGUGGACGGAUGAGGGCAGCCCAUCUGUUCGGGAGCUGCGCUCAGCCUUGCUAGACUUCGCUUGCACCCACCGCCUGGAGAACUGCAGCACCGCCGCCAUGAAGCUGUUUAACGACUGGGUGGCAUCCAAUGGAACUCAGAGCCUACCCACUGAUGUCAUGACGACUGUGUUCAAGGUUGGAGCGAAAACUGAGAAAGGCUGGUCAUUCCUCUUCAGCAAAUAUGUCUCUAUAGGCUCUGAAGCAGAGAAGAAUAAAAUACUUGAAGCUCUUGCCAGCUCAGAGGAUGCACGGAAACUUUACUGGUUAAUGAAAAGUAGCCUCAAUGGAGAUACCAUCCGAACACAAAAGCUGUCGUUUAUCAUUAGAACAGUGGGCCGGCAUUUUCCUGGACACUUACUGGCGUGGGAUUUUGUCAAAGAGAACUGGAGUAAGCUUGUACAGAAGUUCCAUCUGGGGUCCUAUACCAUACAAAGUAUUGUUGCUGGAUCAACUCACCUGUUUUCAACAAAGGCACAUUUAUCUGAGGUCCAGGCAUUCUUUGAAAAUCAGUCAGAGGCAACCUUUCGACUUCGUUGUGUCCAGGAGGCUUUGGAAGUCAUUCAGCUGAACAUCCAGUGGGUGGAAAAGAACCUUGAAACUCUGACGUUUUGGCUGUAGCAUGCAUACCUGCACCUCAUUCGGUCACCCAUUCAGACAGCUUGUUAACUUGGGCUCUGCUGCUUUUGCAAAAGCCAAGGUGAAACCAGGAUCGCUGCUGAGUUGUUUGCACUCUUAGGAGUUCUAGUUUGCUCAGGGCCCGUCUGUAUUUUUCAUCUGUCUUUUCUAAAAUGUCCUUGGGCAGUGUGUAGUUAUUACCAAAUUAUAUUCACCUACAUGCCAACCAUCUACAAAAACAAUGGGUAAUUUUCUACUCUGAAGAUAUUCAAAUGGAGAAAAAAUAUCUGUUUUGGAAUUCUGUUCUAUCUCUCAGUAUCUGGAAAGUGCUGACACCGUGAAAUAAGGAAAGAGCUACCAUGGGAGCCACCAUCUUUGCAGGCUGCUGGUUUAUUAGCCACUUGUUGCUUCUUGUUGAGCGAUGUUAUUUGAAUGUGGUUCAAAGUUAGCUUCAAAACGUAUGGUAAUGAAGUUGACGAAGCAUGCAACCAUAGAGAACUGACCUCAAGUGUGCAGAUCAACUUUGACUGGCAGUUUUGAAUAAUCCUUUAUUUUCUGGAAGAAGUUUAUAACUAUUAUAUUUUUUUUCUGAAGAAUAGCCAGGUGCUAUAGAAUUUUUAAUUUUUUGUUGUAUUGUAAAGCUAAAUAACAAGGCCAAAAGAUUAAAUUUUCCAAAUAUUUAACACUUCCUUUUUCAUCUUUCAGGAAAAUAUUUCAAACCGAGUUAAUGUUAAUUAUAAUUAUUUUACUUAUGAAUUCCAGUGUUCUCCAAACCUCUGUACACCUUUAUCACUCCCUGCCAUAGAUACACCUUAUGUUAUAAAUAAGUAUUUCUACAUUUAUGGCAAGCAUUUUUUUAAUACUGGUGUCUCUUAUCAUGACUUUAUUACUAAGAAUACAGUUUGUUUAAGUUGCUUUUUGGCAUAAUAGAUCAUAGACACUUUCUCUGAAUCAUACCCGUUGGGUGGAUUUUCAUUUUAUAUGAUAGAGUUGCAUAUUAGAAGCAUAUUUUAAAAUAGGGCCUUUGAGAAAUUGAACAUUUUUAUUUAAAGUUCACCACAGUACCUUAAAGGAAUAAAGAGAAUGUGGGUAGGAGUAACUUGAUUUAGGUUUAAUAUGGUGGGCUUUGAAUUUUUUCUACUGUCAGAAACAGUACUUUUCUUUAGUUGAAAAAUCAAAGUUUUCUUUUGUAAUGGCCAAACUAACAAAUUAUAAGGAAUGGCCAUGGAAAGAAAGAAAGAAGGGAAGAAGAAAGAGAGAGAGGAAAGUAUCCAAAACUGUAUGGCAAUCUUACUCCUUCUAAAGGAGGAAUACUGUACUUGAAUUUUUUGAGCUAUGCAGACUUAUUCCUAGAUUGUUGUGUUUCUUUGACUCUUAGGAGAAAAGCUUUCUUCGUAAUAAUUCUUGUACUUUAUAUUUUGCUUGAAAACAUCUACAUAUAUAAAGAGGAUAUUUACCCAUUUUUCACCUAAGAUUUUCCCAUGGAAUUCCAUACUUUUUAAUGUUAUGCUAUCCCAUCUGUAUGGGGCUUCCAAAAACUAACUCUAAGUAAGGAAUAUAAGGUUAAAUAAUAGGUAGAACAUGUAGUAUAAUAAGUAUUAUUGGAGCUUUUGAAGUUUUUUUCCCCCAGAAUUUUAUUUUACCACUGUAUUUCUGAGAACUCAAAUAGAUUGAAGCACAGCAGAAUAGGAUUCUAUUUUACAUGAGCACAUAGAUCCAUGACACAAUUAAGUACUGUUUGACAAGUGUUAUAUUCAUUGCAGAGAGACGGUCUACUUGAAUUAAUAAAAAGGCACAUCAUACUAGUAAUCUAGAUUACUAGAUUACUAGUAUGAUGUGCCUUCUUAUUGUAGAAGAAAAAAAUGUAUGCUUUGGAGAUCUGAAAGGCUGUGAAAGUAGAAAUCUAAGGAGUCCAGUUUGUUUAUAUCUAAUCACUUGUUAAUACCAAGUGAUUAGACAUAAUUAAACUGAAGUAGUGUCAGCUGCCACCAUAAGUUUAUGCCUUCCUCCAUCUUGUUUUAUAUAAAUCUCUUUAAGUGAAAUUGUGUUGUUUGCCAUUGUUUUGGUGUUCAUGAACUUUCUUACUAUCACUGGUUCUACUUAACGCUAAUGUCCUUUGCCUUUCGUGUUUUCAUUGUACUGUACUUUAGCCACUGUAGGAACAGAGAGCUGUCAGAAGAGUUCUGGGUAUACAGAGGAUAUUGAGCCGCAUCAGUCUUACUGGGUACAGAACAGAAUCCUUUCUGAAUAUUGGAAAGAAAGAAAUGAAAGUUAAGUGAUGAGUUUGUUGGAUUACGGAUAGCCUGUUACUGAGUUGGAUUUUAAAAGAGUCUGCUCCAUCUAAAGCACCUGGAAUAAUCUGCAGUCAGACUGCUGAACAUUCACAUAGUCCCCAUGUAUUUCAUGGGGCUGCAGGGAAGGUGUCUGCAUGUCAGGAGAUGUGUCAUCAGCAGGAACAGCAGUUCCUGGGCUGAGUUUGCAAAACAAGACCUGAAUUUCAUAGGUAUGAUGUAGCUCUUCUUCUCCCUUUUGCCUUUAUUUUUUUUAAUUGGAAUUAACUCUCUUUUUAAAGAGCUUUCUUCCUCCUUCUGCCCUCACACCCCCAUUUGUACUUUAAAAAGCUUAUGUCAAUAUAUAUAUAUAUAUAUUUUUUUUUUUUUUUUU
Balaenoptera musculus (blue whale) is the source of this 4176-nucleotide messenger RNA. It is a transcript of the gene LNPEP, whose product is annotated as leucyl and cystinyl aminopeptidase. The transcript has 11 exons. Gene Ontology annotation, molecular function: metalloaminopeptidase activity; zinc ion binding; peptide binding. Gene Ontology annotation, biological process: proteolysis; peptide catabolic process. Gene Ontology annotation, cellular component: cytoplasm. Bases 1 to 1515 code for a protein of 504 amino acids. The record is from RefSeq and is a predicted model, not a curated record. NCBI's taxonomy places the organism in Eukaryota, Metazoa, Chordata, Mammalia, Artiodactyla, Balaenopteridae.